Molecule: messenger RNA, 1113 nt
Organism: Mucor velutinosus
Lineage: Eukaryota; Fungi; Mucoromycota; Mucoromycetes; Mucorales; Mucoraceae
Exons: 6
Coding region: 1-1113 (370 amino acids)
Cellular component (GO): membrane
Molecular function (GO): GTP binding
Source: RefSeq, a predicted model, not a curated record
AUGGGUCAAGCGAGUUCAUCCCCUAAUUCUCUUGGGUUCUUUAAAAAGAAUCCACUAACAAACGAGUACGAAGACAUGUCAAACAAAUUCACCAAAGCGACCAUGUCUACAUUAGCUGUGCCAGUCAUUAUCGUCGCCUAUCCAAUGUUGAAUGCGUAUACGUUUCAGGACUCUGAUAUCACUGGAUAUCGAAUAGUAGACGGCGCUAUUGGAGGCGUACUGGGUGUUAUUGGCUGGCCACUGGCUCCCAUUAUGGCAAUAUGGGGUGCGAUCCAGAUCAACUUCAAAGAGAAGCCGCCACUACCACUGCCAGUGCCUGCAGAGAUAUUACAGAAAGCACAGGAAGAGAUCAAUCUGAAUAUAUCGCUAUUCUACAACAUUGCAGUAGUGGGAUGUUCAGGAACAGGAAAGAGCUCUAUUGUAAAUGCUAUUCGAGGAUAUAAAGAUACACAUCCUAAAGCGUCUAAAGUGGGAGAAGUGGAGACAACAGAGGCACCAAUGCCGUUUCAGCAUCCUGAUCUAGCUUCGAUGGUUAUUUGGGACAUGCCAGGUGUAGGCACACAAAGUCACCAGAGAGACACUUACUUUCAAGACAACUAUUUGAGUUGUUUUGAUCUACUAGUGAUAGUGCUAGGAAACAGAUUAAUGCAGGACGAUAUCGAUAUAGCGUUGCAAGCCAAGGAACACCGGAUCCCCAUCUUAUUUGUUCGUAGUAAAUCAGAUCAAGCAAUUGCAAGCAAGACAAAGCGACACGAAGGCGAUAGCUAUUACGAAUGGGCCACAGCGGUUGGGGAAUUCACAAUCGAAGUUCGAGACUCUAUCUUUACACAGCUCCGGCAACAUCACUUGAACACAAAGAAGCUGUUCAUUGUAUCAGCAGAGUCGUUGAGGAUGUUUGUCGCUGCCAUCAACAAGCAAGAGGAACGAAAGGCCAUUGAAACUAUCGAUGAAGAGCGCUUCAUGACAUCUUUGAUUGAAGGCGUGGUUGCCAAAAGGGAUUACUAUCAGAAACAAGCGAAAUUAGAGGAGAAACGGAAGAAGAAGCUGGACAAAAAACGUCAGAAAGAUGCUUCAUCUUUGAACAGUAAUCAAAGCAACCUGAGCGCAGUAUAA